ACAGACAGGACAGGCCGGGCUGGGCUGAGCUUGGGCCGUGUGUCGGCUUGUGAAACACGGGGGCGGCUCCGCCGAAGUCUCCGAUCUUUCCUCAACGGUUUCACGCCGACCUCACCCCGCCUCGACUCGGGGCCUCUGUGACGAUUUUAGGGAAAAAAGGCGUGUCGGUAAAUGGAAAAGCACUGCCGAUAGGCUGCUUCCUCUCUUCUUCCCGCCCUCACAGUCUUAACCCCGCCCACUUCCCCAUCGCACACUGUACCGUGAGAAAUAAAACAGUCGUGUGAGGCGGGUGGCCAAAGAAGGUCAGCUGACAGAUUAGCGAGGGCCGCGACAGGUAAAGAGGACAACGCAGUGAACGGGACAGCCGCAGACAUGAAGCGCUCUCACGAGUACAGCUCUUCGGACAGCGAGAUGGAUGAAAAUCCAGAGUUUGAAAAGUACAGCACCGACGAAAAUGGCUCACCAGAAGGCUCGAUGUCACCUGCUUCUUCGUCUCAGGCUCAAGCCAGGAAAAGGCGUCGAGGGAUAAUAGAAAAACGUCGCCGGGAUCGGAUUAACAACAGUUUAUCAGAGCUAAGAAGACUCAUUCCCAGUGCCUUUGAAAAACAGGGUUCAGCCAAAUUGGAAAAGGCGGAGAUUUUGCAGAUGACAGUGGAUCACUUGAAAAUGCUUCAUGCAGUGGGAGGCAAAGGCUAUUUUAACGCUCACGCACUCGCUAUGGAUUAUCGAUGCCUGGGAUUUCGGGAGUGUUUGGCCGAGACGGCACGUUAUCUCAGCAUCAUCGAGGGACUCGACAAUACCGACCCGUUAAGAAUCCGCCUUGUGUCUCACCUUAACAGCUAUGCGUCACAGAGGGAAACCCAGUCUGGAAAUGGACCCUCGCCUUGGACCUCUGCGUUUGGAAACCCCUCCUAUCAGAGAGGACCUCUGUUCAUAAAUCAGAGCAGCAGCAGCCGCACAGGCCCCGCGAGUCCCUCGGCACGAGAGCUGUGUCCCCAGCACCGACUGAUGCCCACCUCCCACACGGAUGGCGCCUCGCUGCGGGUACCCCCUAACGGAUGUUUGCCAGCCGUCCUCCCAGUUGUGACUUCGGCCUCCAAACUCUCUCCGCCGCUGCUCUCCACCAUCUCGUCGCUCUCUGCCUUUCCCUUCCCAUUCACUGCUUUUCCUUUGCUUUCGUCCAACGCACUGACCCCACCGGGCUCGACGCAGCCCACCGUCAGUCUGGUAAAUCCUUACCCGGCCUCGACGGCAGAGAUUGGCGCUUUCUGAGAACUCAUUUUAAUCGAGCUGAGAGGUCGGCUGCACUGGGCUGUUAUUAAUCUUUUGGGUGACGAGGGUCCAUCUUACUGGAAACGUUUCAGGGUUUAGAUUUCUUUCUAAAAUGGAAUUCCGGACGCUAAUCACUGCUGCCUAGUUUAGUGUCCGGCGGGGCAACUUACUACGUUAACGUCGGCGUAAUGUCUUUAACAACAAACGUCAGGCGUCCCCAACUCUGCUGCUCCUGACGAAAUGCUGGUGACAAAUACAAUCAGUUUGUGCUCUCCGAGGUGUCUGGAAAUUAGAAACGUUGGCCUCCGACUGAAGGCCUCAAGAUGUCGCCAUCCAAGCAGUCAUCCGUACGCGAGAAGCGGCCAAUCCCGAAACGGAAUAUACGGCGUUAAAUUAUUCAAAAAUCGCACACCUCGAGCCUUAACAUAUAAAGGGGCGUGGCGUCCAGAUUUACCGUAAAUAACAGUGCAUCACGUUGACGGCUAAUCUUCCGGAAAGGACAGCAAAUGUGUUCACAGUAAGUUUGGAAAUAUCGAAAAACGGUUCAUAACUGUCGGUGCUGCCCAAUUACGUCGGCACUUGUGUGUGGAGUAGGAGGAGUCAAGCAGCUGUUGCGUGCUCAUCGACAUCGUCCUGCAAUCAGAGUUCGCUUGUCUUAUAUUCUGACCGAACUUCGACAAAUUAGACUUUCUGAGCUUCGUUUCCAGGAUCUCAACAAAGUCGUCUUUUUUUGGUUCAACAAUAAGCCGCAUUUCAGUGUUGUGUACCAAAAUGUUUCUGCUUAAUAAACGAGGAAAUCAAACGUA
This is a messenger RNA of Polypterus senegalus (gray bichir), 2078 nucleotides long. It is a transcript of the gene hey1, whose product is annotated as hes-related family bHLH transcription factor with YRPW motif 1. Gene Ontology annotation, molecular function: DNA-binding transcription factor activity, RNA polymerase II-specific; RNA polymerase II cis-regulatory region sequence-specific DNA binding; protein dimerization activity. The coding region runs from base 373 to 1272 and encodes 299 amino acids. The record is from RefSeq and is a predicted model, not a curated record. NCBI's taxonomy places the organism in Eukaryota, Metazoa, Chordata, Cladistia, Polypteriformes, Polypteridae. Gene Ontology annotation, biological process: circulatory system development; anterior/posterior pattern specification; regulation of neurogenesis. Gene Ontology annotation, cellular component: nucleus. The transcript has 5 exons.